This is a messenger RNA of Haemorhous mexicanus (house finch), 649 nucleotides long. Its product is annotated as large ribosomal subunit protein mL50-like. The record is from RefSeq and is a predicted model, not a curated record. Bases 31 to 534 code for a protein of 167 amino acids. Gene Ontology annotation, cellular component: mitochondrion; mitochondrial large ribosomal subunit. Lineage: Eukaryota; Metazoa; Chordata; Aves; Passeriformes; Fringillidae. The transcript has 2 exons.
GCCGCGGAAGGCGCCCGGCGCGCCCCAGGCAUGGCGGCGGUGCGGGCGCUGCGGGUGGCGGCGUGGCGGCGGCCGGGGCUCGGCCCCGCGGGGCUCAGGGCGCUGUGGGACGGCCGCAGGUACCCGCAGGGCACAGGGAAGGAGGAAAGAGAAGUGGGAGCAGACGGAGCAGUUCCUGAGAAGGAGGAGAGGAGCGAGCCCAGCCUGAUCCACCCCCCGCCCCGCCGCCGGAGCUACAUCCCGCCCGAGGACCUGCAGAGCUGCCUGGAGUCCCACGUCAGGGAGGUCUUCGGGCCCUCUGUUCCCGAGGACUGGCAGCAGGCUCCCCUGCAGGAGAACCGGCUGAAGCACCGCCUGCUGGCCCGGCUGGCGACGGAGCUGGGACACGCUGUGCCCAACUCGCAGCUGCACCGCAUGCGCUGCGCUGCGGACGUGCUGGGUUUCUAUCGCGCCCCCGUGAAGGACGGCACCAAGAUCGAUGAACUCGCGGCUGCAGAGCUGCCCCGGAACCUGAAAAUCAUCUGGCAGCAGUGACUUCCCCCCCUGCAGCAUCCCUGUGCCUGGCUGGUGCUGCAGGGCAGCAGCAGAGCCCUCUGGUUGGGGUGAGAUCUGUGAAUUUCAGUAAUAAAGGUUCAGUGAGCUGUGCUCA